AUGGCGCGCAGAGUCAGUACAGCUAACGUGGCGACAGCGAACCUGCCAUUGCCGACAUUCGACCUCGAGACAUACGCCAGCAACUACCAAGGGCCUCUCCUCCCACUUCGCCUCGCACACAUCGCCACACACUGCCCAUCACUCUCCCGACAAGCGCUCGCCCUCGCCAUCGGCCAUGCGAAAAAUGGCAAGGACCUCCAACUCUACCACCGCCUCUUGGACCUCGCAAGUAACCUCGACCUACAGGAUUUGGCCAAGGUAGACACCGAAUGGGCGACACGGAAAGAUGAGGAGAACAGACGCGAGUCCGCACGGCUGGAGGGCGAGCUGAGGGGAUACAAGAACAAUCUCAUCCGUGAGAGCAUCCGCAUGGGCCAGGAAGAUCUGGCGACACAUCUCUUGCUCACUGGCGGCCCCAUUCCAGAUCCGAGCAGUCCGCAAUCAGUGAAUAGCGCCGGUUACAACGCCGCCUACCAGCACUUCGGCAAGAUGCGUGACUUUUGCACGACGCCGACACACAUGAUGGCCAUGAACUUGCGUCUCAUUUACACUUCAUUCCUGCAGGCUGUCACCACGUCACAAUCUGGAGGCUCGGCCAGCACGCACUACAACAACAUAAUCAUCAACGCGAGUAGACUUCGCGGCGGCGGUGUGAAGGAGGAAGAACAGAGCAAGUUGACGCCCAUCUCCUACGUCAUGUCGGGUCUGGCGAGCAUGGCCCAGGGAGAGUAUGCGACAGCGGCGAAGACCUUCCUCCAGGCCUCGUUCGACUACCAUAACAUGGGUCCUGUUCUCGGCUCAGAUCUCGAGCGCUCAGUCGCAAGCGCCAACGAUGUGGCCAUCUAUGGCGGUCUCUGCGCACUGGCGACCAUGAGCCGCGACGAGCUCAACGACCAGGUUCUCGGUGGCCCAUUCCGCGCAUUCCUCGAACAAGAGCCGCACAUGCGCAAAGCCAUCACCCUCUACACCACCGCCAAGUACCAGUCCUGCAUCGAGACGCUACGACGCUACUACAGCGACUGGACCCUCGACGUCUUCCUCGGAGCUCCUAGUGCCAGCGUCUUGGGCUCGCACGUCGAUCGACUCAUGGCCAAGAUCCGCGAGCGCAGCAUCACCGCCUACUUCUCAUCCUUCUCGGAGGUCAGCCUCGCCUCGCUCGCAUGCACCUUCCCACCGAACCCGAACACAGCAGAAGCGAUGGAGGCAGAAGUGCUCCUCAUGAUCGACAGCGGCAUACUCGACGCACGACUCGACGUGGUCAAUGGUGUGCUCAAGGCACCACGUCAAGAGGCACGACAAGCUGCACACCAGGACGCGAAGCAGACUGCAGAAGAGGUGGAGCGGACACUGCUGUUGCGGCUGCACAGAAUCAACAUGACACUUGCCGGGCUGGAGGUGCCCAAGGUCAAGGGCCAGUGGAAUGGAGGCGGCAUCCACCAUGGUUACUGA
Messenger RNA from Fulvia fulva, 1449 nucleotides. Its product is annotated as COP9 signalosome complex subunit 1. Gene Ontology annotation, cellular component: COP9 signalosome. The record is from RefSeq and is a predicted model, not a curated record. The transcript has 3 exons. NCBI's taxonomy places the organism in Eukaryota, Fungi, Ascomycota, Dothideomycetes, Mycosphaerellales, Mycosphaerellaceae. Bases 1 to 1449 code for a protein of 482 amino acids.